Molecule: messenger RNA, 1492 nt
Organism: Anguilla anguilla (European eel)
Lineage: Eukaryota; Metazoa; Chordata; Actinopteri; Anguilliformes; Anguillidae
Gene: ccdc3a
Product: coiled-coil domain containing 3a
Exons: 3
Coding region: 571-1425 (284 amino acids)
Biological process (GO): negative regulation of gene expression
Cellular component (GO): extracellular region
Source: RefSeq, a predicted model, not a curated record
GAUGGGACAAGAAUCCUUAUACUGUAGGACUGUGCCAGGUCCAAAAUCUACGUUUUUACAGCAGUCAUCAGCAGACAGCAGACCAGUAUUCUAUUUUUUCUCAGUUCAUUGGUGAGUGUUGGAUUCUUCUGGAUGAUCUCUCCUGGAUUUUUAAAAAUGUUAUUUGUGUAGGCUACACAUUGCAAAAUUGCAAUAAUCAAUGAUAGCCAACGCACAUCGCUGGACCUUGUCCGAGAGAAAAAGCCAGCCCUGGGAGUACACUUUCAUGAGCCCAGCCACAACUCCGUGCGCCGAGGAAUCAACAAGUGAUUUAUAACUCUGCUACUGAAAUAAUCUAAACUCGUUAUAAACAAAGAAAACGUUAAAAAAAAUGGCAAGAUACUUCAGUUUAAUGAACAAGGAAUCAAAGUAAAAUUAAUUUGUGUAUUAAUUUUAAUAGGGUCUUCAAACGUAGUUUCCUGGGAUUUCUGGAGUCAGAAAGUCAGUUCAUUCUGUCCAUUUGCAACAAAAGGAUAAAAAAAGGAUACUGCGGUUUCGCGAAUGCAUAUCUAGAUUAAAGUGCACAACGCGAUGCUUCCAGUGUUCUUAUUGGCCCUGGUAUAUCUUGCUUGUCAAAUAAGAGUUGGGAUAGGAUGCCAGUUGCCUUCCGAAUGGAGACCGCUCAGCGAGGGAUGCCGAGCGGAGCUGGCGGAGAUCAUCGUGUACGCCAAGGUGCUGGCCAUCCACCAAGAGACGUACAGCAGUAGCCUGUACAACUACCUGCCCUACCAGUACGAGGGCGCGGAUGACGGACUUUUCUACUCGGCGGAAGUAGAACUGCAGUGCGACCAGGCGUGGGGCAGCAUGCUUGAGGUGCCCGCCGGCUCGCGCCUCAACCUCACGGGGCUGGGGUACUUCUCGUGCCAUUCGCACACGGUGUUGCAGAAUUACUCCUACAUCUUCUUCCUCAGGAUGGAUGAAAAUUACAACAUCCUUCCACACGGAGUCAACUUCCAGGACGCCAUCUUCCCAGACACACAGGAGAACCGCAGAACCUUCUCCAGCCUGUUCCAGUUCUCCAACUGCUCCCACGGCCAGGCCCUCCAAAGCUUCAGCCCCGACUGGGAAGCCCAGGAGGACAGUCGGCUCCUGUGCUCCUCGGUGCAGCUGGCCCUGUUUGAGGAAGAGGAGCGCGUGAGGAAGCUGCAGCAGCGCAUGGCGCAGCUGGAGCAGCGGAACCGGCAGCUGAAGGAGCGCGUGCGCAAGGUGAAGCGCUCGCUGCGGCAGGCGCGCCGGGCCGGCCAGCGGGCCGAGCGGGACAACCAGGACCUGCGGGAGAAGCUCGCCACCGCCGCCGCCGCCGCCCCCGCUGGCCGCCAGGCGGGCCACCACCUCAACGCCGUUGAGCGGGAGACCCCGCCCCAUCGCUACGCCAAGGGCAAGUGAUCGGUGGGGGAUGCUCAAAGCAACCCUCCCCUAAAUGCCUCCCACCUUCCCCUCUCUCCCCUCUACG